This is a messenger RNA of Penicillium verhagenii, 3051 nucleotides long. RefSeq names its product CheY-like superfamily. The coding region runs from base 1 to 3051 and encodes 1016 amino acids. The record is from RefSeq and is a predicted model, not a curated record. The transcript is spliced from 2 exons. Gene Ontology annotation, molecular function: phosphorelay sensor kinase activity. Gene Ontology annotation, biological process: cellular hyperosmotic response; phosphorelay signal transduction system; phosphorylation. Gene Ontology annotation, cellular component: membrane. NCBI's taxonomy places the organism in Eukaryota, Fungi, Ascomycota, Eurotiomycetes, Eurotiales, Aspergillaceae.
AUGGGUCCUGCUGCCGACGUUGACCUCUACCAGGCUCGGGCUGCCCUGCAGCACCAGCAGAGCCCCGAGGUUUCGGUCCCACGAGAAUUCAUCACCCAGAUUGUCGAGGAGCUCAUCCAAUGCCGCGAGGCUCACUCAUCCAUCGCGGAAAUCGAGCGCGAGUGCUCGCAUUUGCGAAAGGAACUACGAAAACAUACCCACAUCAACGAGGCCUUUCAAAAGGAACUGGGUGAGAUCGGUGAGAUCAUCACCCAGGUUGCCCAUGGAGACUUGUCGCAGCGCGCCCGCAUGCACCCGCUAGAGAUCUCGCCUGAUAUCGCCACCUUCAAACAGACUAUCAAUACAAUGAUGGACCAGUUACAAGUAUUCAGCCAAGAGGUGUCCAAGGUAGCCCGCGAGGUCGGCACCGAUGGAGUCCUGGGUGGACAGGCCAAGAUCGAGGGCAUCAAGGGCAUCUGGGAGGAGCUGACCGUCAAUGUCAAUGCCAUGGCGAACAACCUUACAACCCAGGUUCGCGAUAUCACAACAGUUACGACGGCGGUAGCCAAGGGUGAUCUCACCCGCAAGGUGCAGGCAGAUUGCAAGGGUGAGAUCUUGCUAUUAAAAAACAUUAUCAAUUCCAUGGUGGAUCAGCUACGAGAGUUCGCAUUCGAAGUUAGCCGUGUCGCUCGAGAGGUGGGAUCAGACGGAACCCUUGGUGGUCAGGCGGUAGUCCAUGGCGUGGAAGGCACUUGGAAGAACUUGACCGACAAUGUGAAUCGCAUGGCCUCCAAUCUAACGCAGCAGGUCCGUGAAAUUGCCAAAGUCACCACCGCCGUGGCCCGUGGAGAUUUGACCAUGAAGGUGACGGCAGAUGUCAAGGGGGAGAUCUUGGACCUCAAGCUUACCAUCAACUCAAUGGUCGACCGUCUCAACCAAUUCGCUUUCGAAGUCAGCCGAGUAGCACGCGAAGUCGGAACAGAUGGCACACUCGGCGGUCAGGCACAAGUGGAGAACGUCGAAGGGCAAUGGCGAAACCUUACGGACAACGUCAACACCAUGGCCCAAAAUCUUACUAUGCAAGUCCGGCAGAUUUCCAACGUGACCCAAGCCAUAGCUCGUGGUGAUCUGAGCACGAAAAUUGAAGUUCAUGCUCAAGGAGAAAUAUUGACAUUGAAGGAAACGAUCAACAGUAUGGUGGAUGGCCUGGGUCAAUUUGCACGUGAGUUGAAAGGCGUGGCGCGAGAUGUGGGCGUACGAGGGCAACUGGGUGGUCAGGCAAAUGUUGAUGGAUCUCUUGGUAUUUGGAGGUCGAUCAGCGAAGACGUCAAUACCAUGGCAGACAACCUGACAUCGCAAGUACGGGCAUUUGGAGAGAUCACAACGGCAGCUAUGAGCGGUGAUUUUACGUCACUCAUUACGGUAUCUGCGUCGGGUGAGAUGGAUGAUUUGAAACAGAAGAUCAACAAGAUGAUCUCGAGUCUACGAGAUAGUAUCCAGCGCAAUACUGCCGCUCGAGAAGCAGCUGAACUGGCCAACCGCAGUAAAUCCGAGUUCCUUGCAAAUACCAGUCAUGAAAUCCGUACUCCAAUGAAUGGAAUCAUUGGACUGACCAGUCUAGCUCUCGACACCGACGAUCUCCCUGCCUCCGUUCGCGAAACAUUAAGCAUGGUGCAUAGUCUAGCAUUCAGCCUCCUAACAAUUAUUGACGACAUCCUUGACAUCUCCAAGAUCGAGGCAAAUCACAUGAAGAUCGAAAAGACCGCAUUUAGUCUGAGCACUACCGUCUGGAGGGUUCUCAAGGCGUUUGACGUCCAAACAGUCGAAAAGGCAUUAAGCUUGAUUUACUCAGUCGACGGCAGUGUGCCAGACUACCUCAUUGGCGACGCCUAUCGAAUUCGUCAAGUCAUGAUGAACUUGGUUGGUAAUGCUGUCAAGUUCACUGACCACGGCGAAAUCCAUGUUUCCAUUAAGCACAUCCAGGAUAUCACUUGUGCAUCCGAUGAGGCUACUUUCCAGUUCUCAGUCUCAGAUUCCGGCAUCGGAAUCGAACAGAGCAACUUGGGGCUUAUCUUCGACAAGUUCCAACAAGCGGAUGGAUCCAUGACACGACGCUUCGGAGGCACGGGUCUGGGACUUGCCAUUUCAAAGCGCCUUGUCUCUCUCAUGGGCGGUGAUAUUUGGGUCACAUCCAACCCAGGCAAAGGAAGCACAUUCGGAUUUACCUGCAAAUUGAAAGUCAGUGAGCCUCCAAUGGCACUUGCUGAGCAAAUCAUGCCACACAGAAGUUGUCAAUUUCUGGUCGUCAGCAGUGCCAAGCAGACAGAAUGCCCAGCUGUUCGUAUGUUGCAAGAGCUAGGUCUCCAGGCCGUGAUAUUGACACAGGAACAACUCAUGUCGGGUCAAUGCAAUGGAAAAAUAAGUUCCACUUUCAGUGCUAUUUUCGUGUCAACAAUGGAGGAUGCUGUGGAGUUGCGCACAUGUGGUCACUUUUCACCGACGCCUCUUGUGUUUAUGGCUCCCGAGCUAUCCUUGCCAAUGAAAACUGCUGGUGCAUUGGGUAUAACCGCUUAUAUCACCACACCUUGCCGUCCCAUUGACCUCUGGAAUGGAAUUAUCCUUGCCAUGGGAAAUCGCCAACACACUAAUCAACCCGAAAAUACUCGCCCUCUCUCCAUCCUUCUCGCCGAAGACAACGACGUCAACGUCAAAGUAGCGGUCCGCAUACUUGAAAAGGCCAAACAUCAUGUUACUGUGGUCGGAAAUGGCCUCCAGGCCGUGAAAGAGAUCAAAAGGCGACGAUAUGACGUCGUCCUCAUGGACGUACAGAUGCCUGUAAUGGGCGGGUUUGAGGCAACUGCAACAAUCCGACAGCAUGAAAAGAUGCAGAAUCUCCCUAGAACACCUAUUGUCGCCUUGACGGCGCAUGCCAUGCUUGGAGACCGUGAAAAAUGCCUUGAAUCUGGCAUGGACGACUACGUCUCCAAGCCCUUACAACCCAAUCAUAUGAUGGAAACAAUUCUCAAAUACGCAGCGAUGAACAUCUCGUCAUUGUCUGUAGAGAAGAUGUGA